Eruca vesicaria subsp. sativa (arugula) is the source of this 219-nucleotide messenger RNA. The record is from the annotation of a GenBank genome assembly. NCBI's taxonomy places the organism in Eukaryota, Viridiplantae, Streptophyta, Magnoliopsida, Brassicales, Brassicaceae.
AUGGCGGACAUAGCUAUUUUGGUGGCGGAGGAGUACGAGCGGAGAGUUAAACAGACGCCGGAUGCGAGAUCGGCGUCGUUGGAAUUUGAUUGGUGGAAGAAUGUUCCGGCGAAGUUGACUAUAGGAGUCAACGAGAAGAAGAUAGAGUGUUUGAUGAAUAAGUUUGAGGCUAAAUCUGACUUUUCUCUCGCCAUCUCUCAUGGCCUCUUCUCUGCUUGA